GUGACUUCAGCCUCAGGUCUGCGUGUCUCUGAGUGUGUAUGUCCCAUCUCUGAGCACGCGCACGUGUAUGUGCCCUUCUGUCUGUAUAUGCAGCAGAGAGAGAUGGCGUACUGGCCAUGGGUACUCUUCUUGCCACUUGUGGCUCAAGCCGAAAGCGGAGGAGGAGAUUAUGAGUGCAAUGUGAGCUGCUUCUCCCAUUUGAAUGUCAAGGAACACGGCACCUUAACCUGUCAACUCGAGAAUGAAAGCAUUGAUGAGGUGACAAAUAUAACCCUAUGUGUCAAUAAUCGUGGACGAUCCCCCUGCCAUGACGGAGAAAGGAAGGGAAACAUCAUCACAUUCAAUAGCCUGACUGCAAUCAGUGAAUAUGAGCUUGUUAUCUGCUUUGCAUCAAUGGAAAAAUAUCAUAGCAGGUUUCAUCUUAAAGAUAUAAUCAAGCCGAUGCCACCCUGGAUUGUGAAUGCAACAUUUUCAGAGAGCAGCAACGCGGCAGCAAUACACAUUGGAACUCCAUACGAGGGAGAUUACCUUGGAGGAAAACUUAAGUUUCAAGUAAAGAUCGAAGGCCCUGACAAACACCUGGAAAGAGCAAUUUCCUACCAGUCUUUAACCAUUGAGGGGGCAUAUUUGAAAAUGAACACAAUGUACUUUGUGAAGGUCAGGGCAAUACCUAAUGGGGAAUACUUCAAAGGUACAUGGAGUGAGUGGAGCCCAUAUAAAAGUUUCAAGACACCCGCACUAAAGGAAAGAGAUGCUUCAUUGCUGAUAUACAUCCUCCUUGCUUGUCUGCUCAUCCUGCUGCUGAUUAUUGUGACGGCACUCCUGCGAUGGCACAAAGUUAUCAAGUCUUCCAUAUGGCCAAGUAUUCCCAACCCCAAAAAUACUCUACUCCAAAUGUACAAGCCAAAUAGAGGUCUGCCCGUUAGCUUCAACCCUGAGGCCUUCAGUGAUCGGAACAUUCACAUGGUGGACCACGUUGAGGCGAAGCCAAGUGCCCCCGAGCUAAUGGAAGCGUGGGACAGCUAUGAGGUCAGGCAUCAGAGCCAGGAGUGUGGAGGGCUGGAGGGCUUCCUGUGGAACUCUGCCGACAACCACAGAGAGUCCAGCCCUAUGCUGUCGAGGAGCACACAGGAUGGAGAAGACAUGGUUGGGGGGACCCCAAAGCAGGGAUUGUUGGAUGGGUCAGAGGUCGUCUACGGUGGCAGCAAUGAUGGGGUAAAAAGCCUGCCAUUACCCCAGACAGGACGGAGAGAGGAGGCAUAUGUAACCAUGUCCAGUUUCCUCAAGACCCAGUGAGAGGAAAAAAUAUGAUGCAGAUCGUCAGUUAUCAGAGUGAUCCCUAUGAGUCAAGAAAUGUAACAAUCCACUUCACAGCUUCUCAGUUAUGGGUCUGCUGCUGCUUCUGUCUGUGCAGUGCAGCCAAACAAGAGUAUGGUACCAUCACAACAUUCCUUCUGCUGUAGAUCAUGCACUAUUCUUUUGACAACACCCACCAUGCAACAGGACACUAUCAGUACCCAGCACUGUGCUUAUUUCUGGGGCUUAUAUCUCAGGGCUUUGGUACAGAGGAUCAAAGAAUGUUAUUUGUGAGGGAGGAGUGGGCAGAGAUUAACCGCCACCCCAUGUUCUUCACUCUGUUUGCACUCACCGUAUUUCAUGUCAUUUUGUAGCCUUUGGGACAUCCAAACGAACUGCUGCUCGGU
Molecule: messenger RNA, 1703 nt
Organism: Megalops cyprinoides (Indo-Pacific tarpon)
Lineage: Eukaryota; Metazoa; Chordata; Actinopteri; Elopiformes; Megalopidae
Gene: il7r
Product: interleukin 7 receptor
Exons: 8
Coding region: 88-1296 (402 amino acids)
Biological process (GO): positive regulation of receptor signaling pathway via JAK-STAT; hemopoiesis; cytokine-mediated signaling pathway
Cellular component (GO): membrane; external side of plasma membrane
Molecular function (GO): cytokine receptor activity; protein binding
Source: RefSeq, a predicted model, not a curated record